Messenger RNA from Acanthisitta chloris (rifleman), 1959 nucleotides. RefSeq names its product cyclic nucleotide gated channel alpha 1 (gene CNGA1). The coding region runs from base 1 to 1959 and encodes 652 amino acids. The transcript has 7 exons. Gene Ontology annotation, molecular function: protein-containing complex binding; intracellularly cAMP-activated cation channel activity; cGMP binding. The record is from RefSeq and is a predicted model, not a curated record. Gene Ontology annotation, cellular component: plasma membrane; intracellular cyclic nucleotide activated cation channel complex. Gene Ontology annotation, biological process: monoatomic cation transmembrane transport. NCBI's taxonomy places the organism in Eukaryota, Metazoa, Chordata, Aves, Passeriformes, Acanthisittidae.
AUGAAGGUAGGAGUGAUUGAGACCCAUCACUCCCAUACAAUUGGUCCCAGUGUGGUAGUGCAUGACACCAGUCAGAACCCUGGACUAAUGCACACAGGGGAAAACAGGUAUGUCAGAUAUACUGUUUUGCAACGAUAUCUACCUGAUGCAUUUGUAUGCUACAAUAUUAAUAAUAAUAGUAAUAAAGAUGAACAGGAGAAGAAAAGGAAAAAAGAGAAAAAGAGCAAGCCAGAAAAAAUAAAGGAUGGAGAAACACAAAAGAACAAAUUAAAAAAGGAGAAAAAAAAAAAUAAAGAUAAGUCCAAGAAGAAAGAAAAUAUAAAAGAGAAGAAGAAAGAUAUUUUAACCAUUGAUCCAGCAGGAAAUAUGUAUUACAACUGGUUGUUUUGCAUCACAGUGCCCGUCAUGUACAACUGGACCAUGAUUAUUGCUAGAGCCUGUUUUGAUGAGCUUCAGCACGACUACUUAGUGGCAUGGUUUAUUAUUGAUUAUGUUUCUGAUGCCAUUUAUGUUGUUGACAUGUUGGUACGGACAAGAACAGGUUACCUGGAGCAAGGUCUUCUGGUGAAAGAAGAACAAAAGCUACGAGAGAAAUACAAGAAAUCUUUUCAAUUCAAAUUAGAUUUUCUGUCAGUCAUACCAACGGAUCUAUUAUAUUUCAAGUUUGGAUUGAAUUACCCAGAAUUAAGAAUAAACAGACUCCUCAGAGUAGCUCGGAUGUUUGAAUUCUUCCAGCGAACAGAAACAAGGACAAACUACCCAAAUAUCUUCAGGAUCUCCAACCUUGUCAUGUACAUUGUGAUUAUUAUACACUGGAAUGCCUGUGUGUACUACUCAAUCUCAAAAGCCAUUGGAUUUGGGGCUGACACAUGGGUCUACCCCAACACCUCUGAUCCUGAAUUUGCCCAUCUGACUAGAAAAUAUGUCUACAGUCUCUACUGGUCAACACUGACCCUGACUACUAUUGGUGAAACACCCCCUCCUGUAAGAGAUUCUGAGUAUUUCUUCGUGGUUGUUGACUUCUUGGUUGGAGUAUUGAUUUUUGCCACCAUUGUUGGUAAUGUGGGCUCUAUGAUCUCCAACAUGAAUGCUGCCAGGGCAGAGUUUCAAGCAAGGAUUGAUGCUAUCAAGCAGUAUAUGCACUUCCGGAAUGUGAGUAAAGACUUAGAAAAAAGAGUUAUAAAGUGGUUUGACUACCUGUGGACAAACAAAAAGGCUGUGGAUGAAAGGGAAGUCUUGAAGUAUCUGCCAGAUAAACUCAGAGCAGAGAUUGCAAUCAAUGUUCACCUGGAAACGCUAAAAAAAGUUCGGAUUUUUGCAGACUGUGAAGCUGGUCUGCUGGUUGAACUGGUUUUGAAACUCCAGCCUCAAGUAUACAGUCCUGGAGAUUAUAUUUGCAGAAAAGGAGAUAUUGGACGAGAGAUGUACAUUAUCAAAGAAGGCAAGCUGGCAGUAGUCGCUGAUGAUGGAAUCACACAAUUUGUGGUGCUAAGUGAUGGCAGCUACUUCGGAGAAAUCAGCAUUCUUAAUAUCAAAGGGAGCAAAGCUGGCAAUCGAAGAACAGCCAAUAUUAAAAGUAUUGGAUACUCAGAUUUGUUUUGUCUGUCUAAGGAUGAUCUCGUGGAGGCCUUAACAGAGUAUCCAGAUGCAAAGGCUAUGCUGGAAGAAAAAGGCAAGCAAAUACUAAUGAAAGAUGGGCUGUUGGACAUUGAAAUUGCAAGUUCAGGAAAUGAUCCUAAAGAUCUGGAAGAGAAGGUUGCCUACAUGGAACGAGCAAUGGACAGGUUACAAACAAAGUUUGCCAGGAUGUUGGCAGAGUAUAAAAGUUCACAGCAGAAACUGAAAAACAGACUUACACAAAUUGAGGAAAUAUUGAAGCCAGUAAUAGAGGAAGAGUUUGUAGACUUAGAAGAAGCAGAUCCACCCACAGACAAACCUGGAUUAUCAAAAGCUGAAUAA